Lathyrus oleraceus (garden pea) is the source of this 1806-nucleotide messenger RNA. Its product is annotated as zinc finger BED domain-containing protein RICESLEEPER 2-like. The record is from RefSeq and is a predicted model, not a curated record. Lineage: Eukaryota; Viridiplantae; Streptophyta; Magnoliopsida; Fabales; Fabaceae. The transcript has 6 exons. Gene Ontology annotation, molecular function: DNA binding. The coding region runs from base 1 to 1806 and encodes 601 amino acids.
AUGCGAUGCACUGGGGCUGGAACUGCUAUUUGCCAGCACUGUGCUAUAACUUAUAUAUCUUGCCAGCACUGUGCUAUAACUUAUAUAUCUUGCCAGAUCUUGAUCUUGAUCUUGUUCUUGAUUGGCUCCUUCGUUAUUUCAGUGACUGGUGAGCCUAAUCAAAAUCUACCAAUUAAUGAAGUAGGUUCAGCUAUGCAACCUAUAAAGAAGAGGAAAUCUAGUGCAAGUGGUUCUAGGCAAACAUCUGCUUGCUGGGAACAUUUUAUUAGAUUACCCGAUGACCUAGUUGAUGCACCCAUUGCAGCCUGCAAACACUGCCAUAAAAAAACACUUCCAAGUGUAGAUGGUAAAUUGGUUCAAGUUAGCUCUAGAUUUGACAAGAAAGCUUGUAGAAGUGCUUUGUCAGUUUUUGUAGUUCUAGAUGAGCAACCAUUUAGUGCAGUAGAGGGUGAAGGGUUUAAAUUUUAUUCCAAAGUAAUGCAGCCCCAAUUUACCAUUCCAUCUAGGUGUACGAUAGCUAGGGACUAUUUUCAGCUAUACUUGGAUGAAAAACAAAAGUUAAAGGCCUUUUUUAAGUCUGAUUGCAAUAGGGUAGCACUUACUACUGAUUGCUGGACUUCUAUACAAAAUCUCAACUACUUGACCUUUACGGAACACUUUGUGGAUAAUGAAUGGAAGUAUCAAAAAAGAAUUAUAAGCUUUACCAUAAUUCCAAACCACAAAGGUGAAACUGUAGGUAGGAAGAUUGAAGAAGUGUUAAGGGAUUGGGGAAUUAGGAAUGUGUCAACCAUAACUGUUGAUAAUGCCACUUCAAAUGAUGUUGCUGUGACAUAUCUAAAGAGAAAAAUAACAAAUAUGAAUGGGUUAAUGGGGGAUGGAGAGUGUUUUCAUAUGAGGUGUUCAGCUCACAUUUUGAACUUGGUGGUAAAUGAGGGUUUGAAAGAUAAACAUUUAUCUGUAACUAGUGUUAGAGAUGUUGUUAGAUUUGUUAAGUCCUCACCUCAUAGGGCAGCCAAGUUUAAAGAAUGCAUUGAAUUUGCUGGAAUAACUUGCAAAAAAUUAGUAUGUCUUGAUGUUUCAACUCGUUGGAACGCGACAUAUUUAAUGCUAGAGGUUGCGGAGAAGUUUCAACUCGCUUUUGAAAAGCUUGAGGAUGAAGAGUCGAGCUAUAGGGAGUUCUUUGGAAAAGGUAAUCCCCCUAGUAAUGAUGAUUGGGACAUUGCUAGGGCUUUUAGCGCUUUCCUAAAGUUAUUCUAUGAAGCAACUAAGACUUUUUCCACCUCUCAAAAUGUGAGUUUGUAUACUUGUUUUCACCAAGUGUCUGCCAUUUAUUGUGAGUUAAAGCAAGCUACUUUGAACUUAAAUGAUAUUUUUGCAAGUGUGGGUGGAGAUAUGAUGGAAAAAUAUAAUAGAUAUUGGGGAAGUCCUGAUAAGAUGAACAAGAUGAUAUAUUUUGGUAUUAUUCUUGAUCCAAGAUACAAGUUGAGUUACAUUGAGUGGGCGUUUAAGGACAUGUAUGGAGUUGGAUCAAAGUUUGGUAGUGACUUGGUAAAAUCUAUAAAAGAGAAUUUACAAAAGUUGUAUGAUUGGUAUAAGCAAGCUUAUGACCAAGAAUAUAAUUCCAUACAGCCUCUUGGUAGUGGUGGAAAUAAUGUCUCCAAUGAUGAAACAAAUGCAUCUGCUGCCCGUUCAUCACUUAUGGCUAGAGCUGAUGCUUUUGAGCAACAUUUAGAGGAGCAAGACUCGAUUGAUCAACAAAAUGAGCUUGAGGUGUAUAAUUCUAGUAAGGUGUCAAAGGGAUCCUAA